Molecule: messenger RNA, 2444 nt
Organism: Blastomyces dermatitidis ER-3
Lineage: Eukaryota; Fungi; Ascomycota; Eurotiomycetes; Onygenales; Ajellomycetaceae
Product: glycyl-tRNA synthetase
Exons: 2
Coding region: 133-2229 (698 amino acids)
Biological process (GO): mitochondrial glycyl-tRNA aminoacylation
Cellular component (GO): mitochondrion; cytoplasm
Molecular function (GO): ATP binding; glycine-tRNA ligase activity
Source: RefSeq, a predicted model, not a curated record
AGUACCAGCGCAUCGUUGUCCUUCUUCUCCACCCUCUACUAUUUGCUUCUUCUCCCUUUCGUUCUCUCGUCCUGAUCGCCUUUCGUUUUUUCCCCUUUGCCCUCUGUUACUCUUCUAUAAGCGCAAUUGUGUAUGCGUCAAUCCCUUGUUCAACUCUUUUCACGAGCGUUACGACCCCUCACUACCCAAGCAAGACAAUUCUCCUGCACACCACCGCCGCUGAGGUUCCACGUCGUAGCCAACCCAAAUAAGGCCAAAAUGGCUACCAGUACUACUAAAACUGGGCAACCCCUUGACCGCCCUACCUUAGAUUCCCUCCUCCGUCGACGGCUGUUUUACACGCCCUCCUUUGAAAUCUAUGGCGGGGUAUCUGGCCUUUAUGACUAUGGCCCCCCUGGUUGCGCCCUCCAAGCCAAUGUUGUCGACAUUUGGCGAAAACACUUCGUCUUGGAAGAAGAUAUGCUGGAAGUCGACUGCACAAUGUUAACUCCGCAUGAAGUGCUUAAAACAUCUGGGCACGUGGACAAAUUCGCCGACUGGAUGUGCAAAGACCCCAAGACCGGUGAGAUCUUUCGGGCAGACCAUUUGGUAGAGGAGGUGCUUGAGGCGCGACUGAAAGGCGACAAGGAGGCGCGUGGCCAAAAGGUAGAGGUUGAGGAAGAGAAGGACGCCAAACGGAAGAAGAAGGCCAAGGAGACCAAGGCUGUCAAGCUUGAUGACGCUCUGGUCGCCGAAUACGAGGAAAUCCUGGCCAAGAUUGAUAACUACGAUGGCGAGGAGCUCGGGCAGCUUAUCGUCAGAUAUGAUAUCAAGAAUCCCACUACUGGAGGAGAUGUCUUGCCCCCAGUCUCGUUCAACCUUAUGUUCCAGACUUCAAUUGGCCCGAGCGGCGGCAUGCGUGGAUACCUCAGACCCGAAACUGCCCAGGGACAAUUCCUUACGUUCCAAAAGCUUUUGGAGUUCAACCAGCAGUCAAUGCCGUUUGCGUCUGCCUCGAUUGGAAAAUCAUUCCGGAAUGAGAUUUCACCGCGCUCUGGACUUCUACGAGUACGAGAAUUUUUGAUGGCCGAGAUCGAGCAUUUUGUAGAUCCAGAGGGCGGCAAGAAACAUCCCCGUUUCCAUGAGGUGCAAGAUAUGGAGUUGUCAUUCCUGAACCGGGAGGUCCAGCUCUCUGGCAGCACCAAAUUGGAGAGAAUGACCAUUGGCAAAGCUGUUGCCGACAAGAUUGUUGAUAAUGAGACCUUGGGCUACUUCCUAGCUCGCAUUCAACUAUUCCUCUUGAAAAUCGGCAUCGAUGAGUCCAAAAUCCGGAUGCGCCAACAUAUGAUGAAUGAAAUGGCUCACUAUGCCCAAGACUGCUGGGAUGCAGAGCUGUUUACCUCCUAUGGCUGGAUCGAGUGCGUUGGCUGCGCGGAUCGCAGUGCUUAUGAUUUGACAGUACACAAAAACAAGACCGGCGCUCCUCUCUUCGUACGGGAAACUCGCGCUGAACCACUUCGGAUUGAAGAGUGGCAGAUUGACUUGGACAAGAAGAAGUUUGGCCCUCGCUUUAAGAAGGAUGGCAAGCUUGUCGAGGCUGCCGUCAACGCUCUGACUCAAGAUCUCCGGGAGAAACUAUCGCUAGACCUUAAACAAAAUGGUAAGAUUGAGAUAGAUGUAGAAGGCGUUGGCUCUGGCAAGGUCGAACUCGAGAAAGACAUAAUCAAUAUUGAGAAGCGGACGCGAGUUGAGAAUAUCCGGGAAUAUACCCCCAAUGUGAUUGAACCAUCUUUUGGAAUUGGCAGAAUUCUUGCGUGUUUGAUGGAGCACGUAUAUUGGUCAAGGCCGGACGACGAGGCUCGUGGUGUGCUCUCGUUCCCACCAAUCGUCGCUCCAACGAAAGUCCUCCUAGUCCCACUCUCCAACCACCCGUCAUUCCAACCCCUUGUCCAUCGCCUCACGCUGAAACUCCGUCGCCUUGGAGUGUCUAACCGAGUCGAUGAUUCGUCCGCGAGUAUCGGCAAGCGAUAUGCUCGCAAUGACGAGCUUGGAACCCCCUUUGGUAUCACAGUUGACUUCCAGUCGGUGAAAGACAACACCUUCACACUGCGAGAACGCGAUACCACGAAACAAGUUCGUGCCAGCGAGGAAGAGAUUUGCAAAGCUGUCAAGUCAUUGGUAGAAGGAGAGGAGACGUGGGAGGAUAUCAAAAAUCGACUCCCUGAGUUUGUUUCGCAGGAUGUGGAGUAAGGAAAGGGAAUACAAUACAACCUAGAAUUGCUCUUUUUAAAACAAUAAAUAAAUAAAAAAUACCUGAUAUAUGGAAGGGCUAUAUGAUGGGACAUGCUACUCUUCUAAAGACAAUCAAAAUAAUCUUUUAAAUGAGCUACAAUUCUCUCCCUUUAUCUCUUCCAAAAUUCUCUCUCCGGAAGACUCAACUUCACGUGAUAACAUCCCAGUCCCGU